UCAAACUUUACUUCAGAUUCACAAAAGGGUUCAUAUUCAAUAUAAUAAGUUAUAACAUCUAUUGUUAAAAUAAAUGAUAUACAAACUAAAACCACAACCUAUUAGUAUUCAGAUAACCUUUUUUGUUCCAGUGGAUGAAAUUUGUCUCAGGUGUUGUGGCCACAACAGUGAAGAAACUGAAACAGUGCAUGUAAACAACACACAUCAUUCAAGCUGUUCAUUUGAUAAUGCACGCACACACACAUUGUGGGGUAAAACAUCAGAUGUAACCCUCAGCAUAAAUCAACAUCAACCACAACAAUAGCAACAACAAUAAUAAUAACUAUAAAGAAGGAAGCAAGAUAGUGUGGCAUUUUAUCACAUAAGGCUACAUUUAGAUCAUAACCCUGUGGCUUAAUUUUUAUUUAUGGGGACAGAUGAGCUCUUAAACCUGUUCAAAUGCAAUGUAAUUAUUCAGCAUGACUCUUGGAUAUUUCUAACCUUCCUGGCUGUGUUUCAUAUAAAGGCUUUGAGUCCUUUUCCUGCCAGCGUGGUUGUCACGUUGCCGGGAGUUUGUGGACGGUCCCUGGCGGCAGACAUCACGGCUCGUACAACCCAAGGGAGGGAUGGAGCUGAGAUGGACAGGGAGGGAGACACCGGCUUACGACGUCAAAGGAGUAGAGACACAGCGAGAGAGAGGACAACCAGCCAGACUGCCAAUUCCCUCCAGUCCACUGAAGGGAGCCUCAAUUUCAACACAUCAGACCUCUUGCAUUUAACCGAGCCGUUGGGAGAUUUAUUUAUUUUUGUAGGAGAUUAAAAAAAUAUAUUUACAGGGGGCCUGUCAACAAAGAGCAGAAAAAACCCAACAAGCAGAUCCAGAAAAACACGCUCAUGCCGGAUAAAGGACCGUCGCUGGAUUUGUUACUUGUGUUGCCAUAGGGGGGGUAGGCCUAACUUGUUAUAGGAUUCAAAUAGGCUCUCACAGACAAAUGAACUGAAUAAUUUAAUUUUAAUAACUAAAUAAUUGCGGGGGAAGAAGAAAGGCAUCCACUGAAAAUAUCGAUUCGCUGCUAGGAGAAGAACCACAGACUUCUCAAUGAAGGAGGCCGACGCAAUCAAGCUCUUCAUCGGGCAGAUACCCCGGAACCUGGAGGAGAAGGACCUCAAGCCCAUCUUCGAACAGUUCGGGAAGAUCUAUGAAUUGACAGUGAUAAAGGACAAAUACACGGGGAUGCACAAAGGAUGUGCCUUCCUGACAUAUUGUGCACGAGAGUCCGCCCUCAAAGCCCAGAAUGCACUGCAUGAGCAGAAGACACUACCAGGGAUGAAUCGUCCAAUCCAAGUGAAGCCGGCAGACAGCGAGGGCAGAGGGGAAGACAGGAAGCUGUUUGUGGGCAUGCUGGGAAAGCAGCAGGCGGACGCUGACGUGAGAAAGAUGUUCGAGCCGUUCGGCAGCAUAGAGGAGUGCACGGUCCUGCGUGGGCCCGAUGGCACCAGCAAAGGAUGUGCAUUUGUAAAGUACCAGAGCAAUGCAGAAGCCCAGGCCGCCAUCAACGCUCUGCAUGGCAGCCGUACUUUACCAGGCGCCUCGUCCAGCCUGGUGGUGAAGUUUGCCGACUCGGAGAAGGAGCGAGGGAUCCGGCGGAUGCAGCAGGUGGCGUCUCAGCUGGGAGUCAUCAGUCCCAUGACCCUGCACCUCGGGGCCUACAACGCCUACACACAGGCCCUGGUGCAGCAGCAGGCCCUGGUGGCCCAGUCGGCCUACCUGUCUCCUGUUGCCACGGUGGCGGCUGUUCAGAUGCAGCAGCUCGCCGCCCUCAACCCCAGCAGCAUCAUCGCCACGCCGAUCGCAUCCAUCACCCCCUCCUCAGGUACCAGCACCCCGCCAUCCAUCGCAGCCACACCAGUUCCUGCCCUGCCUCCGCCGAUCGCAGUGAACAGUUACCCCUCCGUACCGGCUCCACCCAACGGGCAGUCGGCCACUGAGACCCUGUACACCAACGGGGUUCAUGCGUAUCAAGCAGUUGGUGAUGAUGUGUUUUAUUGUGCCACAGCUCAGAGUCCUGUCUUGGACCCCCUGCAGCAAGCGUACACAGGCAUGCAGCACUACACAGCCACCUACCCUGCUGCCUACGGCCUGGUGGGACAGCCGUUCCCCCACCAGCCCACACUAGUGGCUCAGCAGCCACAGCAGCCUCAGCAGCUGCAGCAGAGAGAAGGUCCCGAGGGCUGCAACAUCUUCAUCUACCACCUGCCCCAGGAGUUCACUGACUCAGAGAUGCUGCAGAUGUUCCUGCCCUUCGGGAACGUCAUCUCCGCAAAGGUCUUUGUCGACCGCGCCACCAACCAGAGCAAGUGCUUUGGUUUUGUGAGUUUUGACAACCCGUCCAGCGCCCAGACUGCCAUCCAGGCCAUGAACGGCUUCCAGAUCGGCAUGAAGCGGCUGAAGGUGCAGCUGAAGAGGCCCAAGGACGCCAACAGACCUUACUGAAGGAGGGGAACGUUAAGAGUUCAAUCAAGAAACCACUUGGGAUGUCCCAGCCUUUUUGGUUGUUUUACCAACCGUAUAGCACAGGAGCAACACUUCACAGAAAAAAAAGAAAAGAAAAGAGAAAAAAAAACAGUAUCAUGUGUAUGUGCUUAAAAAAAAAAAAAAAAAAACGACAUCGACAAGAAUAUUAUUGACAACAACAACAACAACAAAUACAUCGACAGGAACAGCAGCUGCAAUGCUGGAGGUGUCAGGAGCUCCGGGUUCAUACUGUACCAUUCCACAGCUGGAUUCACUUAUAUUAUGUACAUACUCUAUUGUCAGCAACAAGAUCUACAUGUUAAGAAAAAGCAUAUCACUGAUGUUAUUCUACUGAACAGGGUUCUACUGUAUAGUGUGAUUUGUCGUCUAAGGCCAGUCUGCGCGGAUGGAGGGGACAACUUUGAGAAAAGAAAAUACUAUUCUGUAUGAUUACCAUUGGUAAUAUUGUUAUGUAGAGUUAGUUUUAUUAUUUAAAAGUAAAUUAACAACAUGGGGUAAUUGAACUGGAAGAAAAAUGGGAUUCCCUCUCAUUGUACUGUAUAUACCUUGGUUUUAAAAUGGAGUUAAAGGACUAAAAACUUCAUAAGUUGAGAUUCCCUGCUGCCACUACUUUUAGCAUUGACCUGGUGGGAGGAAGGGCCGGGAAUUUUUCUAUCUUGAUUUUUUUAUUGCGUUUAAUUUAUUUGCUAAAUCAAUUUGAUGAGGGGCAGACGUGACAAUUUCUUUUCUUUUUUUUUUUUUUAAUUUCAGAAAAACAGAGGAUUCCUGCAGUCUUCAAGACAAUGAACACACUUAUUGUAGAGUUUUUAAUUACAUAAAUGUACUUAUGGAAGUAAAA
Messenger RNA from Myripristis murdjan (pinecone soldierfish), 3353 nucleotides. It is a transcript of the gene celf3a, whose product is annotated as cugbp, Elav-like family member 3a. The transcript has 14 exons. Gene Ontology annotation, molecular function: RNA binding. The record is from RefSeq and is a predicted model, not a curated record. Bases 1079 to 2473 code for a protein of 464 amino acids. NCBI's taxonomy places the organism in Eukaryota, Metazoa, Chordata, Actinopteri, Holocentriformes, Holocentridae.